AUGGAGAGUGUCGACUCUCCAGCAACGCAUGCAUCAGGAGCAGGAAAGGCGACACUAGCAGAGCCAGGAAGGACGCGAGACUCGACGUCUCCCACGAGCAGCAGACAGAGCAGCGCCGAAAGCGGCUUGCCGAAGAAGGGCAGAGAUGCACCGAGUGCUCGUGCGACUCCGUGGGUUUCCCCCGCCGUCUCAGUCGCUGCAGAAGCAGAAGCAGAGGCAGCAGCAGUAGCAGCAGCAGGAGCGAAGGAGGGGCUGCUAGGGGUAUCCCUGGCGCUGCCGCCUUCGCGAUCACAUAAUCCGCAGGAAGCCGGCAGGUUCAUAAGCGAGCAGCAACAAGAACAACAACAGCGGCUUCAGCAACAGCAGCAGCAACAACAGCGGCUCCAGCAACAGCAGCAAGAGGAGGAAGAGCGGCGACAGCAGCAGCAGCAGCAGCAGACUCGGCUGCUGCAGCAGCAACUGCAGCAACAGAGGCAGCAGCAACUGCAGCAACAGAGGCAGCAGCAACAGAGGCAGCAGAAGGCCUUUGAGUCGAUCUCGCAGCAGCAGCUGCAGCAACAACAGCUGCAGCAGCUACAGCAGCAGCAGCUGCAGCAACAACAGCUGCAGCAGCUACAGCAGCAGCAGCUGCGCCUAAGAGACCGUAGGACCCCCGCAAGCGCCGGUGCAGACUCGAGGAUGCUUCCCGUAGCAGCAGCAGCAGCAGCAGCAGAUGAAGCGGCAGACAAACCCCAGCAGACGACCUGCAGCACCCGAGAAGCACGUGUGGCAUCGCCACUCGCACGAUGUCAGACGAUACCCUCCCGCAAUCGCAGAAAAAGCAGCAAAAAGCGAGGCGUGACCUUCUGGGAUCUAGUGGCAUUCGUGAAGGAUGAAAUAUCCAGUCGACGCCUCCACCCCGCAGAAGCAGCAGCUGCUGCUGUUGCUGCUGCCCACGCGAACGCUGUCUCUACAGGGGCGUUAGAGCGAUCUGCUGCGGCCCUUGCCGCAGCAGAUCGCGCGGCUGUAGUGAAGCAUUUCUCAUGUCUGACAGAUCAUCCUGCAGCCACUACGGCUCAAGGGGGCCCCCUUAAGGCCCCUUUGGAGGGCCCCUGCCUCGACGGGGAUUCGCGCCAUCUACCAGAUUUCGGCACCAGAUCAUUCUGCUGCUGCCAAGCCUUCCCAUGGCUCGACGCUACCAGGGCGCCGUACAGCUUCUCAGGACCAGUGCAAGGAACUAAGAAAGCGAAAGCGGGAAAGUGGGGGAACGGCGAUCCCCGAGACUCAGCUGAGCAGUCUUCUGCACGUGCCCUACAAACUGGAGUGUGUUGUAUACUUUGGCACGUUUCUUUGCCUCGACGCUCUCCUUUACGAAGUCACGAUGAUGCCGCUGCAGGCGGUUAA
Molecule: messenger RNA, 1383 nt
Organism: Cyclospora cayetanensis
Lineage: Eukaryota; Apicomplexa; Conoidasida; Eucoccidiorida; Eimeriidae
Exons: 5
Coding region: 1-1383 (460 amino acids)
Source: RefSeq, a predicted model, not a curated record